GGGCUUUUGAAAAUAAUAAAAAAAUCCCUUGAUCAUAUCAUAUUAAAACAAUCAAAAGCGGUUUUCUUUUUUUCUAACUGUUGAAAAUGGCAACAUAUUCACUGAAAUUUCAUCGCUGAACAUUGUGAAUAAACAACACUUAUUUAUUGAUUGAUUUCUAGUCAUGGAUAGUAAUCUCACUUAUGCUGAUCCCUUUAGAAAUGAUUCCUUGAUCCCGCUAAUACACUAUUCUAUGUCGUAUAAAAUUGUUGGUACAAUUUCGUUAGGAAUUAUUCUCACUGUCGGUCUCAUUGGAAAUAUUCUUGUCAUGCUCGUGUUGACACUGUCGCCUAAGCUGCAUACACCGACCAACUAUUAUUUAGUUUCAUUGUCAGCCAGUGAUCUACUCGUCCUGAUGACAAGUACAACUCUGAUGUUACAAGAAUUCUAUCAACCGUAUAAUCAUUGGACAUUAGGUGAAUUUGCAUGUCAGUUGAGUGUAUGCUUACAAUAUUUAAGUGUAGAUGCUUCAGCCUUAUCGAUCUGUGCAUUCUCUGUGGAACGAUGGGUUGGUAUAUGCUAUCCAAUGCGUGCACAAUAUAUGUGUACUAUUAAAAGAGCAAUAAAAAUAAUCGCUGGGAUAUGGAUAUUCACACUGAUUUAUAAUAUACCCUGGAUAUUUAUGAGCGCUACAGUUGAACAAUACUCAGAGUAUGGUACAUUUGAAAAGUGUACAUUUGCAUUUAAACGAACCGCCUACAAGGCUAUUUAUAUGUGUGAUUUAAUUCUAUUUUAUAUUAUCCCAUUAUUGAUUACUUCUGUGAUGUACUGUCAGAUUAGUUGGCGUCUAUUUCGUACAGAUGAUAUAAAAGGCAUAUCUUCGAUAGUUGGACGACAACAGAUAAACUUGAAUAGACGACCGCUACCAUCGGAGAAUUCAGAACAUGCUUAUGCUACUACUAUUAUGAUUGAGUCACAACAGAACUUGAAAAUAUGCAAAGUGAUUACUAGAGUCAGAGCCAGAAGGCAGGUCGUGAAACUUCUAAUGACGAUUGUUGUCUUAUUCGCCUCCUUUUGGCUGCCGUAUCGUUCCAUGGUUGUGUAUAACAGUUUCUCACUGCACGGAUAUCAUGAUUUAUGGUUCCGCAUGUUCUCAAGGAUUAUGGCCUAUUUGAAUUCAGCUGUCAAUCCGAUAUUAUACAAUGCAAUGUCACGUAAAUUUCGUCGGGCGUUAAAACGCCUGCUGAAGUGUCAGAAAGUUAUCUAAUAUUCUACGCAGAUAUUUAUAUAUAUAUCUUUAUGUAUAUUUUCUUCCAAUAAAUGUGUU
This is a messenger RNA of Trichobilharzia szidati, 1306 nucleotides long. NCBI's taxonomy places the organism in Eukaryota, Metazoa, Platyhelminthes, Trematoda, Strigeidida, Schistosomatidae. The record is from the annotation of a GenBank genome assembly.